Messenger RNA from Penicillium digitatum Pd1, 258 nucleotides. Lineage: Eukaryota; Fungi; Ascomycota; Eurotiomycetes; Eurotiales; Aspergillaceae. The record is from RefSeq and is a predicted model, not a curated record.
AUGGAGGGUCGUCAACAAGCUACGCUGGGUGUUUCGAUCACCUUUUUCUCAAUCGCCACUAUAUUUGUCACCCUUCGCUUCAUUUCACGAAUCUUUGUGGUCAGGAAAGUUGGGUUACACGAUUGGUUGAUGUUGGUCGCAUGGGUAGGAUACCUCGACUUGAUCCCUGCAUGUACCCGGGGAUGUAGCGAGAGCGGACUCGAUCUGUUGGCGAACCGGGCACAUGAUGGGAACCUCGUGCUAGAGCUCGGAGGCUAA